Molecule: messenger RNA, 3752 nt
Organism: Gasterosteus aculeatus aculeatus (three-spined stickleback)
Lineage: Eukaryota; Metazoa; Chordata; Actinopteri; Perciformes; Gasterosteidae
Source: RefSeq, a predicted model, not a curated record
GGAGGUGCAGAGCCGGCAGGGAGGAGCAGGAGGAGCAGGAGGAGCACAGCUCUCCUCGCUGCAGGAGGAGCUGGACCGGCUGAGGGAGGAGCUGCAGGAGGCGUCGGCCCAGAGGAAGAGGAUGGAAGAGGAGCACGGCAAGGAGAAGACGGGGCUCCAACUGCGGGUGGAGGAGUUGGAGAAAGAGAACGCUCUGCUGAAGAGUGAGAAGGAAGAGAUGAACCACAGGAUUCUUCAGCUCACUAAGAGCUCUGGAGAUGGUGUCUCUCGUCCAGAGGACAGCGGCAGUGUGUCUCUGAUGGAGACAUCGCUGCAGGCGGAGCUGGACGCAGAGAGGCAGCGAUACCAGAACCUCCUCAAGCAGAAGACCACGGUGGAGCAGAGAUACGACAACCUGAAGGAGGAGCUGUCCAUGAGCAAGUUCCAGCCUGGCCACAGGAGGAACCCGUCCAAUCAGAGCAGCCUGGAGUCCGACUCCAACUACACCUCCAUCUCCACCUCGGAGUUGGGAGACACCGAAGACUCCAUCCAGCUAGUGGAGGAGAUGGGCCUGGAGAAGGCCGCCAUGGACAUCAGCCUGUUCAUGAAGCUGCAGAAGAGAGUCCGAGAGCUGGAGCAGGAGAGGAGGAGGCUGCAGGUCAACCUGGACAAGAUGGAGGAGCUGGCCAGAAGCAGGGGUUCAGAGUCCAGAAGCUCCACCUCGGAGCAGGAGACUGCUGAUCUGGCCUACAAUAACCUGAAGAGGCAGGAGCUGGAAUCAGAGAACAAGAAGCUGAAGAAGGACCUGAACGAGCUGAGGAAGUCUAUCUCUGAGCGAGCGUCUGAGAACGACUCGUCCAAGGAGCUUCAGGACAGCUACAACCUGCUGCUCAGCCAGCUCCGCUCAGCCAAUGAGGAGCUGGACGGCCGUAAGGAGGAGGUCCUCAUCCUGAGGACUCAGAUAGUCAGCACCGCCCACAUCCGGGAGAACAACCAGCCAAUACAGCAGAGCAGUGAAGCUCCGGAGGUGAGCGAGGACAAGGAGCCGCUGGACAGCGAGGAGGCUCUCAAAGCGUACCACGGACUGCGCGAGUCCAAGAACACUCUGCAGGACUGGUGUCCUCUCGAUGAAGACGGGGAGCUGGGUCUGGCUUACCAGGGCCUCAAACAGGUGGCCAGGCUGCUGGAGGCUCAGCUGCAGACUCAGUCCAGGCAGCAUGGGGACGAGCUGGAAGCUCUCCACACACAGAUCGAGCUGCUGAGGGACGACAUUGAGAAGAAGCAGGAGAUCUUGAGCUACACGGCGUCUCUGUCUCCGGAGGCUCGGGUGGAGUACAGCGUCCAGCAGGAGAUCACCAGGCUCACCAACGACAACCUGGACCUCAAGGAGCUAGUGGAGAAACUGGAGAAGAACGAGAGGAAGCUAAAGAAGCAGCUCAGGAUCUACAUGAAGAAGGUUCAGGAGCUAGAAGCUUCUCAGGCUGCAGCUCAGACCAGCCGGUCCAGACCUGCACUGAGCCGCCAGGUGACGGUCCAGAGGAAAGAGAAGGACUUUGAGGGGAUGCUGGAGUACUACAAGGAGGACGAGGCCCUACUGUUUAAGACCCUGAUCACAAACAUCAGGCCCAACACCGUGUCGGCCACAGUUCCCUGCCUGCCGGCUUACAUCCUCUUCAUGUGCAUCCGCCACGCCGACUACGUCAACGACGACCAGAAGGUGGAGUCCCUGCUCACCUCCACCAUCAACGCCAUCAAGAAAGUCCUCAAGAAGAAUAACGAGGACUUUGAGAUGACGUCCUUCUGGCUGGCGAACACCAGCCGGCUGCUCCACUGCCUGAAGCAGUACAGCGGAGACGAGGCGUUUAUGACUCAGAACACGGGCAAACAGAACGAACACUGCCUGAAGAACUUUGACCUGGCCGAGUACCGGCAGGUGCUGAGUGACCUCUCCAUCCAGAUCUACCAGCAGCUCAUCAAGGUGGCUGAGGGCAUCAUACAGCCCAUGAUCGUGUCGGCCAUGUUGGAAAGCGAGAGCAUCCCCAGCCUGGCGGGGGUCAAGACGAUGGGCUACAGGAACCGCUCGUCCAGCAUGGACGUGGACAGCGGCGGGCCCGCCACCUACACCCUGCAGGCGCUGAUCCGGCAGCUGGGCCAGUUCCACGGCACCAUGCGGGACCACGGCCUGGACCCCGAGAUCGUGGGUCAGGUGGUGCGUCAGCUGUUCCACUGCGUCAACGCCGUCACCCUCAACAACCUGCUGCUGCGCAAGGACGUGUGCUCCUGGAGCAACGGCAUGCAGCUCAGGUACAACACCAGUCAGAGGGAGGAGUGGCUUCGGGCCAACAACUUGUCCCACAGUAAAGCUGCAGAGACCUUGGAGCCGAUCAUCCAGGCCGCUCAGCUGCUGCAGGUGAAGAAGAAGACGACUCAGGACGCCGAGGCCAUCUGCUCGCUGUGCAGCGCCCUCAGCACGCAGCAGAUCGUUAAGAUCCUGAACCUCUACACUCCUCUGAACGAGUUUGAGGAGAGAGUCAGUGUGUCCUUCAUCAGGAGCAUCCAGACCCGUCCUCAGCAGAGACACGACCCCCCUCAGCUCCUGAUGGACACAAAGCACAUGUUCCCCGUCCUGUUCCCCUACACGCCGUCCGCCCUCAGCCUGGAGACGCUGCACAUCCCCGCCUCCCUCGGCCUCGACUUCCUCAUCCGGGUCUGAAGGAGCAGUGAACUGACCCCAGAUCAGCUGAGGACCACCAUCAGAUAUCACCUCCGAUAUGUGAAGACCUCUGCUUCUUCUUCUGCUAAAGCCCAGCUGUUACGCAACGGGAAGUGAUGGAAGGAACGGGAGAGAGUCUCUGUAGGCUCAUUAAGAAACAUAUCCUACUUCAGGUUUAUCAAUCACAUCUUCUCUGUUCGUAUCAUUAAGUUCUGUUAGUUUACGGUUUAAUGAUCGCGUUGCCUUCAGGUCUCGAUGCGAGAAUCAGACGUCCGGCUCUUCAGUCGUUUGAUUUGUAAAGUGAUUUAUUGAUAGGAAAUACUGACAAAAACCUCCUUUAUUCUUUAGUCUAGCAGCUUUAUUCGUCCUCAGUCGGGGUCAUUAAAGGUCGCUCUGUUCCCUUUUAACCAAUCAGAAGUAAUCAAUCCUGAUGGCCGCUUUUCUUUUUCAUUUUCUCCUUUGAUUAUUCUUAUUUCUUUUAUUUUUAUAUCUCCGUGUGGGAUAAUCGCCCGUUUUCUUUUCUCACUUUAAGCUUCUUUGUCUUUCUUUGUUUGAUUAGGAAAAGGAUCCGGUGACACUAAUCGAUAACUCAGAUAGGACUAAACGCUGUAGGAGGAAGCUUCCAGUGUGAGCCGGACAUUAGAUUAUCAACACUAGUUAUUAACACCAAUCAUUAACACUAUUAACUCAAGUUAUUAACACUAAAGACUAAUUAUUAACAAUAUCGAACUGAAUCAGAUUCUCAGAGAAAAGCAUUUUUUAUGAAAUGAAACUGAAGUUAAGUUUUUUUUAAUCUUUUGAGUGAACAAUGUAGAAAGUUGAAUAAAUUCCUGCUGAAUAUUAUAUAUUUUCAUAAGAUGAAGUGAGGAGCAGCGGCUGCGUAUCAUACUACAUACAAACUGAUUCCUUCACUUUCAAACUUUGAUGUAAAUGUUUUCUUCCACUGGACGAAGCACAAAGUAACUUCCUGUAUUUCAAAGAAUAUCUUUUGGUGACAAAGUGACUCACAAAUACGAAUGUUUUGUUCAUCUGACGAGGAAUAAAUACUUUUCCAGCAAAA